Molecule: messenger RNA, 4512 nt
Organism: Auanema sp. JU1783
Lineage: Eukaryota; Metazoa; Nematoda; Chromadorea; Rhabditida; Rhabditidae
Source: the annotation of a GenBank genome assembly
AUGGGUUGGCGAACCCGUCCGUCAGCCGUUUUUAUAUCAUUUAUUUCUUUUAUUCUAAUCACAUCUAUAAAUGGACUACUAAGAACACAAGAGUUUCAAAGAUAUGAUGGAUGGUUUAAUAAUCUGGCAAACCCUGACUGGGGAACAGCUGGCGCCCGUUUACAUCGGGAUGCUCCCUCUCAUUAUCAAGACGGAGUUUACAUGAUGAACAUGUCUUUACCUUCAGCUCGUGCCAUUUCAAAUUUAGUAUUUAAAGGUCCAUCUGGAAUACCAAACAAGAGGAAUAUGACGACGAUGCUGGCUUUUUUCAGUCAAGUUGUCGCUUACGAAAUCAUGGCUUCAACGCAAAUCAGUUGUCCUCUUGAAAUUCUGAAGAUUCCAGUUCCUAAGUGCGAUCCAGUGUUUGACAGUGAAUGUGAGGCGAAGACGGAAAUUCCUUUCACCCGUGCCAAGUAUGACAAACAAACUGGUCAUGGCUUCAACUCUCCGCGUGAACAAGUUAACGACAGAACUUCAUGGAUAGAUGCUUCCUUUGUCUACAGUACUCAAGAACCCUGGGUCGCUAUCCAACGAUCUUUCAAAAAUGGUCGUCUGCAUGAAGGAAACAUGAAGGGUUAUCCACCUUUCAACAAUCCUCAUGUUCCUUUGAACAAUCCACCACCUCCACAGAUUCACCGACUCAUGAAUCCUGAUCGUUUGUUCAUCUUGGGUGAUUCCCGAGUGAAUGAAAACCCUGGCCUUCUGGCUUUUGGACUGGUGCUCUAUAGGUGGCACAACAUUCAAGCUGACCGAAUUCAAACUUCUCAUCCUGAUUGGACUGACGAAGAAGUUUUCCAAGCUGCACGAAGAUGGGUCAUUGCAGCCUUCCAGAAAAUUGUUAUGUACGAUUUCUUACCUGCAUUAUUAGGAAAAAGAAAAGAUAUCCCCAACUAUACAAAGUAUAUGCCUCAUGUACCGCCAGGUAUUUCACAUGCCUUUGCGGCAGCUGCCUUCCGUUUCCCUCAUUCCAUUGUUCCACCCGCUAUGCUAUUGAGAAAGAGAGGAGAGAAAUGCGAGUUUCGCUCAGAAGUUGGUGGAUAUCCAGCUCUUAGAUUGUGUCAGAACUGGUGGAAUGCUCAAGACAUUGUGCGUGAGUACACUGUAGAUGAGAUUAUCCUGGGCAUGGCUAGUCAGAUCUGUGAAGCUGAUGAUAACAUAGUAGUAGAAGAUUUAAGAGACUUCAUCUUUGGACCAAUGCAUUUCACUCGUUUGGAUGUUGUUAGCUCAUCUAUAAUGAGAGGUCGUGAUAAUGGUCUUCCUCCUUACAACACCCUGCGACGUACAUUUGGCUUAGAGCCCAAGAAGUGGGAUACAAUUAACCCUGAGUUUUAUGCGAAGAAGACUGAGUUGAUGAACUCUCUCGCACGCUUGUAUAAUAAUGAUAUCAACAGUCUCGACGCUUAUGUAGGAGGAAUGUUGGAGGGUAGUGAUGAUGGACCUGGAGAGUUGUUUACAGCCAUAAUCCAAGAUCAGUUCUUACGUUUACGUGACUCGGACAGAUUCUGGUUUGAAAACCGUUUGAAUGGUCUUUUUACGGAUGAAGAAAUAUCUCAAAUCCGUAACAUCACCCUGCGUGACAUCAUCAAGGAUACCACUGAGAUAUCGGAGAACAUGUUACAGAAAGAUGUUUUCUUCUGGAAAAAUGGGGAUCCAUGUCCACAGCCGUAUCAAGUCAAUAACACAGGAUUGGAACCUUGUAUUCCAUUCAUGAGAUUUGAUCACUUCACUGGUAACGAAGUAACAUACAUUUUCACAUUAAUAGGAUUAGCCUGUAUUCCACUUAUUUGUCUGGGAAUUGGCUAUCUUCUUGUUCAACGUAGAGCCCAUAUGGGUUGGCACAGCUCCUGUGACCAACUAUCCAUUACAGCUAUCGAUGAUGAACCUCCCAAAGACAAGUAUUCUGUUAAAGCUUUCGAAUGGUUACAAGAAGAGUUCGUACGUCAAGUUGUCAUAGAGAUCGACAGUGCAUGCUUGGUAGUGAGAAAACCAAGAGGAGGAGUACUUCGUAAAAUUAAAUUUGCCAAAAACUCUACCGUUCGUAUUACUCACAGUGAGCCGAAUUCUUCGCAGAUGUUUGGCCCUUACUGUCUUCUGACAGUUCCCAAAACUCAUGAUUUGGUUGUUCGUUUGCCUUCCGAAAGACAUUUAGCUGGAUUCAUACUGGCUAUAAAGGAAUCAGUUGAGAAACAAUCAGGCGAACUCGAAGUUAAGCAGGAAAGCAACCAAAGCUUACUUGCCCAUGCUGAAACUAAAGAACGUCGUCAACUACGCCUGGAUAACUUUUUCCGAGAAGCCUACGCUCGUGCUUUCAACAGACCUGAGCUUCGCGAUUCUUCUCUUCCGUCGCAUGAUUCAACCUCUGAUGAAAUCCUGAAUGAAACUAUCACCAAGUUUGAACUCGCUCAUGCUAUGGGAAUGAAGGAAAACGAUCUCUUCAUUCGUCGAAUGUUUGCGGUUACUUCCAAGAGUGAUGGGGAAGAAAUGUCAUUCGCUGAAUUUUUGGAAGUUUUGAAGAAAUUCGCAGAUGGAUCUCUCAGAGAGAAGUAUGAACUUCUGUUUGCUCUUUGUGAUCUCGAUAACUCUGGACGUGUGAACCGUCGAGAAUUCGCUGAUUUCAUAAAAUCUCUUAAUUCGGUAGCUGGUGUCAACAUUGAUGAAGAACGUCAGAAUCUGCUCAUUGAGAAUCUUCUUUAUCGAUCUGGAAUCCAUCCUGCCUCAGAUUAUAUUACCUUCGAAGAUUUCGAGGCUAUAUUCUCUCAGGUUCAAGAUCAUAGACCGUUCGGAGUUGAUUUACGUGGAGCCAAGUUGAAAGUGAACUUAGAGGAAACUGCGUCUUUGAACUCUUUCGCUGUACCUGCUACUGAUUCAACAGCUAUACCUCUUAGUAUCUUCGCUCGCUUUGCUGCCUUCGUUGAAACCUACAGACAGCACAUCGCAAUAUUAUUUGUCUUCAUUGCUGUUAAUAUAAUGAUCUUCAUGGAGCGGUUCUGGCAUUAUCGUUAUGAGACUGAGCAUCGUGACUUACGUAGAGUUAUGGGUGUAGGAAUCGCUAUCACACGUGGUGCUGCAGGAGCUCUAUCGUUCUGCAUGGCACUCAUCCUUCUCACGGUUUGCCGAAAUGUGAUUACUGUUGUUCGUGAAUGGCCAAUCGGAGAGUUCAUUCCAUUCGAUUCAGCCAUAGCUUUCCACAAGAUUGUUGCUGUUUUUGCCGCAUUUUGGGCUAUCUUGCACACAGUUGGUCAUUGUGUGAACUUCUAUCACGUAGCCACCCAGAGUCAAGAAGGUUUACAGUGUCUUUUCCAAGAGGCAGUUUUCGGAUCUAAUUUCCUGCCAUCUAUAAGUUAUUGGUUCUAUGGGACGAUAACGGGACUGACUGGGAUUUGUUUGGUGGCUGUAAUGUCCAUCAUUUAUGUUUUCGCUCUCCCUUGUUUCGUUCGAAGAGCUUAUCAUGCAUUCAGGUUAACUCACUUAUUGAACAUUGCCUUCUAUGCUCUGACCAUACUCCAUGGCCUGCCGAAACUACUAGAUUCUCCCAAGUUCUUGUUCUAUGUUAUCGGGCCUAUCAUCGUGUUCAUAAUUGACCGAAUCAUUGGAAUGCGUCAGGAAUACAAGAAGCUUGAAGUGUUGAAUGCAGCUUUAUUGCCAUCAGAUAUCAUUUAUUUACAAUUCAAACGACCUUCGUCUUUCAAAUUCAAAUCGGGACAGUGGAUUCGUAUUUCCUCUCCUGCAUUCAGUUGCAAUUUCAAUGAACAUCAUGCGUUCUCUAUUGCCUCUGCUCCUCAAGUGCCAACUUUGGAAUUGUACAUAAAGGCUGUCGGUCCUUGGACAUGGAAAUUGCGCAGUGAAAUUAUAAGAUGCCAAGCAACUGGAGCGCCUUACCCUCUUGUACAUUUGAAUGGACCAUAUGGAGAUGGUAACCAGGAAUGGAUGAACUACGAGGUAGCCAUCCUUGUCGGUGGUGGUAUCGGAGUAACACCUUAUGCGUCUACUUUGACUGAUUUGGUUCUUGAAACCAGAUCUGGACGUCAUCACAACGUGAAGUGUAAGAAAGUGUAUUUCUUGUGGAUCUGUCCAACACACAAGAACUAUGAAUGGUUCGUGGAUGUCUUGAAGAGUGUAGAGGAUGAUGAUGCCAAUAGCGAUCAUCCUCUAUUGGAAACCCACAUUUUCGUAACUCAGUUCUUCCACAAAUUUGAUUUACGUACAACAAUGCUGUAUAUUUGUGAGAAGCAUUUCCGAGGUGACCAUCAUGGUGUAUCCAUGUUCACUGGCUUACGCGCACACAAUCAUUUCGGACGGCCAAACUUCAAUGUCUUCCUGAAAUACAUCCAGAAUAGACAUAAUGAGAUAAGUGAUAUCGGAGUGUUCAGUUGCGGACCUUCAGCUAUUAAUAAGCAGAUCAGUGCAGCUUGUGCACGGGCAAACCGUGCACGAGAUGCGCCAUCGUUUGUACAUCGUUUCGAAACGUUUUAA